CGAGGCUCCAAGCUCGGGCAAGCGCGUGCUGCUGUGACAGCAGUGUUAUCAAUACAGAAAGCUGGACUGCUUCCUUAUGAAGGCCUCUCCAGCAGAGGGCACAGUGAAAUUUGAUGCAGCCCCCGUUCAUUUCAAUAUGCCCGCUGAUGGAUAUAUGUCUUUAAGCUCAUCCAGCCUGCCGACGCACUGUAUCUGCUGUGCGAGUAACACCACUGAGCACCAUGAAGAGUUCCCCUGACCUCAUGCCAACUGAGCUGGACCCAACUCGUGUUUGCAUGGGGAAGGGUGCUGUUAUGUUGAGAGCGACGCUUGUGCACAUUGAUGAUGAAGAGAACACAAGCAAAGAGCCACCCGAGAACCCAGCCAAAUGUGGUUGGCUUGGUGCGGUCAAUGGAGAAACAGAAACAGGUCUGGCGCAUAAAGAUGUAAACAACACCACAGCUGAUUUAAAUUCAACACAAGUCAAUGAGACACAGACAAAGGUGGACUCACCUCAGCAUACGUCCCGUCCUGAGCCACGAAGCGCUGUUAGCUCAUCAACCAAAGCGUCCUGUUCGUAUCCCCCUACCAGCAGCGUGAAUCCUACAAUCGUCUUACUGCAGCACAGCAGAGGAGCAGUUGCAGAGAAGGGCAGUGGCCCUAACCAGAGCCCUGCCGUCAGCCAGAUAAUAACUCCCACUGAAACACCAGUAGACAUGCAAGGCAAGAGAAUUAAACUGUCUACUGCACCAGCACCUCGAGUCCCAGUGCGGAACACAGAGAUAUCAAAGGACUGGUACAAAAGCAUGUUUAAACAGAUCCACAAAGUCCCAGAGCCUCUCGAAGAAAAUCCAUAUCGUCCCACCUACAUAUUCCCUGAGAGCAAUGACAGGCCGAUCAGAACCAGAGAUGACAGCCCAACACAUGCUGCUGAGGAUGUGCGGACUGUUCCUCGCUCAAAAAGCGCUGCUGAUGUGGGAAGUUCAAAAGUACAGAUGCCUGUGCCAACACGCACGUCCUCCCUAACACCUCACAGGAACGAGUGGGAGCCCCCUGACAAGAAAGUAGACACCAGGAAGUACCGUGCCGAGCCCAGGAGCAUAUUUGAGUACGAGCCAGGAAAAUCUUCUGUACUGAGGCUGGAGAGACCGACUCGGGACGUAUGUCCGGAAGAUGUAGAUUUAGAGAAUGAGCCAUGGUAUAGGUUCUUUACUGAGAUGGAGUUUGGCAAAGUGAGUGCCCCCUCUUUCAGCCCUUUGGAAACAUCCUCCGACCUACAGCAAUACUCGGCCUGUAAAACAGGCGGCAGUGAAGCUGAAACGAGGGACGGCUUGUCUGCCGGUGGGCAGGCAGCUCCGGAAUGUGAUCGCCACAUUUACAAGAGCGUCCUGGAGGGCGGCGACAUCCCUCUGCAGGGCUUGAGAGCGCUUAACAAGCGCCACCCCAGCACUUCAUCCAAAGUGGAUUAUAAAGGUGGGAAUGGCUAUAUGAUUUCACCCAGCUCAUCUGUAAAUAGUCACUCAGUUAUUGCCAGUAAUGUGCUAGCUUCUCAAUAUAAGACUAAAAAGUCCUUGUCAGCUGCCAAAGCUUGGAUCCCUCAAAUCCUUCCCUCUAAGUUUAAGCCCAAGCUAUCGCCCGCUACUGAUGAGAGCCAGGAGAGACGGGCUGAGCCGACACAGCGGCCCAAAGCGCACAGCUGUGAGGAUCUACACGAAGACGCCUGUGGCUCCCAGAACGGAGAUGGAACCGUCAAUGAUCACAGGUUAAACUCGGCCUCAGAGGGCAACUGUUCACCUGAGAGCAAAAACCUUCAUAAAAAUGGACCUGUUUUGGGAUCAGUGAGAAGUACAGAAUUUUCUGCCCUUUAUAAGAACAUGCACAACAUUCAGAGGCCAAGCUCUCUGGGGUCCAGCCCCAAUGGUAGUGUCCGCUGCCUGGCUUCUUUGUUUGAGAAGCCUGGAGAUGACACCGAAAAGAGGACUGAAAUCAUCCCGCGGGAUGCCGUCACGUUCCGGGUGAUGGAGUUUGAGCGUAUCAUACAGCGAUCCAGCUCCGCACCCACUCGAUCUGCCUCGAUGCCUAUACUUCCUAGCAACCCAAGCCCUUCACAGAGCCCCGUACCAAGCUGCUUCCUCCAGUCGACUCUGUCAGCCGAGACUUUGGUUAUGCCAGCUCCUGCACAUAAUGAGGACUGCCCAGCUUUGACUUCCAAAGAGGAACCUUCUGUUUCAACACAUGUGAAUCACACCUUAAGAACUGACUUUUCUUUGGAAAAUGAGGGGAAAAUGGAGGAGAAAACCAGUUGUAGACAUGAUGCUGCCAAAGAGAAUUCCACCAGCGAUACCUCACAAUCUACGGGCCACCAUCACCAUCAUCUCCAUCACGAUCACUUCCCCCUCCACCUCAAACAAAGCAAAUGUAAAGGCACCUGCCCUGCUUCCUACACUCGAUUCACCACCAUUCUCAGGCAUGAGCGUCAACAAGCCACCACACUGCAAGACAAGAGAUGUUCUCCACCGAGGAACUUACUUUUAAUGGGCCCGGCCCCUUUCUCCUUAAGGAGAUCACUACACGGUCAACAGGCCAAAAAGACUUGCCCCCUCUCGGCCAUGAAGCCCAUGGCCGGAGACCUGACAGAGAACCGUCUCUUUUGUCCCAAGCCAAGGCCUGUUAUUCCUCAACGCCUGUCCUCUUUGGAGGUGCUGGAGAGGUUGAGUAAUGGAGAAACCUCUCCUUGUGAAGGGUGCAACUCGGAUGACCUUACGGAUGUGGAAUGUAAAGAUCACGCUGAAGAUUCAGAUUCCUCACACCCGAUAAGUCAUGGAGAGAACUCAGACGAGGCUGUCCGGAAACGCUACGGAGAUAAAGAGAAAAUUCUGGAAGAGCAGAGACGGCUGAAGCGAGAGCAGGAAGAAGCAGACACAGCCUCUCGGAGACACGCUGGGCUUGUAGUCACUCAUCAACAGUUCAUUACUAAUGAUCGCUUCGGUGACCUGCUGGUUAUUAAUGAGAAAGACAAGAAAAAACCCAUAGAGAGGACUCCUGCUCUUGCAAGAUUCGACUUCAGAGCAGAAACUCUAAAGGAACUACCAUUUCAAAAGGGAGAUGUUGUGUACAUCUACCGGCAGGUUGACCAGAACUGGUUUGAAGGAGAGCAUCAUGGGAGAGUUGGAAUUUUCCCACGCAGUUAUGUUGAUAUCCUGCCUCCAACAGAGAAAGUUCAGCCCAAAAAGUGUGCUCCGGUCCAAGUGCUGGAAUAUGGGGAGGCUAUUGCUCGUUUCAAUUUUACCGGUGACACAGUCGUUGAAAUGUCUUUCAGGAAGGGGGAGCGUAUUACACUGAUUCGUAGAGUGGAUGAAAACUGGUAUGAAGGCAAAAUUUCUGGCACUAACCGGCAGGGAAUCUUCCCGGUCACCUACAUAGAGGUGCACAAGAGACCCCGAGUGAAAAACGGAGUGGAUUACCCGGAUCCGCCUGUCAGCCACUCUCCUCACCGGAGCACUAAUGCCUCUCCACAGCCCAUUCGUAAUCGGCUCAUCACCUCCCCCCUUCCUCUCCCACGCUCCCCCUGUCGAUCUGUCUCACCUGAGGUCCACGCCAUCUCCAAUGAGUGGAUUUCUCUCACAGUGGGAGGAGUCAGCAGCAGCCCCCCUGCCGCACCCACUCCGCCCCUUCCCCCUCUGCCAAGCACCUCAUACCGUUUGGGCGAAUACCUGCCCCCAUCCCUGUCAGCCAGCCCUGUGCCUCCCGUUAGCAGCAGCCCCUACGGUAUCUCCCCAAUGGCUUCUCCAUCCACAUCUCCUUUACCUCCAGCCCAUCCACCCCGCCCCUGCUCGGCCAACCCGUUCCUCACCUUUACUCCACCUCAGGGGGAGGACUUCCUUCUUUUCCCGCCCUCUCCUCGCCUCUCUCGCAGCCUGAGUCCAUGUGGGGGUGCUGGGCUUGAGGGUUGGCUUAAUGGGGGUAUCAGGUUGGAUCAAGAGUUACAGGAAAGGAAUGGGGCAGAAAUAGACAGGGCUGGCAGCCUCCACAAGGCUCCUUACAGCAGGGGCAAUAGCCCAGCAGAGCCUUUAAAAAACGAUGUAGAGUAUUAUGGGAGAUCUUCAAGAAGUCCUGUCAUGCUGUUUGACAUCCAAGACAACAACAUGAACGCCAAUUCAUUCACGGAGGCAGUGUGUAAUGAGAUCAUGAAUAUUGCAGAGACCUCAGUGAGGUACUGCAGCACUUUGUCACGCCCCAUAGACUCCGCCCACCGACUACUGUGUCCUCCAUAUAAACGCUCUCUCAUCAUUUCCCAGCAACCCCUGUCCCAGAGCAGCAGUCCUGAGCCUGGACGCAUGAGCUGUGGAAUAUUUCAGGCUCUGUACAAUUAUGUGCCUCAGAAUGACGAUGAGCUGGAACUACAGGAAGGAGAUCUGGUCAACGUAAUGGAGAAAUGUGAUGAUGGCUGGUUUGUGGGUACAUCGAAGAGGACAAAACAGUUUGGCACUUUUCCUGGCAACUAUGUAAAAGUCGUCCAUUUGUGACCCAACAUCAUUGAAGAAUUUAUGGUGUGUGUGAAGAGAUUCUAGCGCUGUGCUUAACAGGCAGACCCUGUUUGGGACACUCACGAUAUAUUGACAUCAGAUGAAGUUAUCUCCUCCCAACCAAAAUUUAAUCUUGUCCGGGUGAAUGUCGAGGUAUGUGAUCAGUAAGGUUUGCGGCAUGUCAGCAAGGAACACGUAGUUCAAUUGAACAACAGUGUCAGAUGUUGGUAUUAUCUAAUAAAUGAAGGAUUUUAUUUGUUUUGAAAUGCUCAGAUUUAGCUAAAAGCCAUUUAUAUUUCUUAUCCUGAGGAAAAUGAACGGGUUUACAGCUGCAAACUGUAGUGAAGUGCAGUGCAAAACACUUCAUCACAUACCUGACAUACAAGCCAUUUCUGAAAAAAAAGUAUUAAAUUAUACAAUUUAUUUUUGCUAUAAAUGUGAGCGUGUAAGGUUGACAGUAUACUGAAAGCAUCUGAAGGUGUCUGUAUUAAAAAGUUACUGGGGUGAGGAAAGCUUUGAAGAAAGUUUAAUAUGAAGUGUUUCUAUUAAAUUGCUUUAGAAAUGUGGAUUCAUAAAACACUCUUUGAAGAAGUGUGAUUUCAAUAUAUAUUCCAAUAUGAGCAUUGACCUCUACAGUGUA
Misgurnus anguillicaudatus (oriental weatherfish) is the source of this 5145-nucleotide messenger RNA. Its product is annotated as sorbin and SH3 domain-containing protein 1. The record is from RefSeq and is a predicted model, not a curated record. Gene Ontology annotation, biological process: cell-substrate adhesion. NCBI's taxonomy places the organism in Eukaryota, Metazoa, Chordata, Actinopteri, Cypriniformes, Cobitidae. Gene Ontology annotation, molecular function: protein binding. Gene Ontology annotation, cellular component: nucleus; cytoplasm; cell-substrate junction.